Solanum stenotomum is the source of this 537-nucleotide messenger RNA. RefSeq lists its product as uncharacterized. Gene Ontology annotation, molecular function: growth factor activity. Gene Ontology annotation, biological process: regulation of root meristem growth. The transcript is spliced from 5 exons. NCBI's taxonomy places the organism in Eukaryota, Viridiplantae, Streptophyta, Magnoliopsida, Solanales, Solanaceae. Bases 26 to 535 code for a protein of 169 amino acids. The record is from RefSeq and is a predicted model, not a curated record.
AACAAAAAAGAAAAGAGGUCAAAAAAUGGUGUCUCUAAGUUUUAGUUCCUUUAUGUUUGUUAUGCUUCUCUUCAUUUUUCUUACUAUAAAGGAUACAAUUGUUCAUACUGAUGACCAAGUUAAACAAAUAGUACAUGAAGCUGAAAAUGAUAACGCCAGGACACUGAGUCAUCUGAGUGUGGACAUGGAAGUUUUGGAUGGUGUACCGGCAGCUGCGGAAUUCAGUAAUAGAAAAAUGAUGAUAGAGAGAAAGAAAGACAUGAUUGAAGUGAAGAAAGCUGAAUCAUCAGGAAACUACGAUAGGCAUCUUGGUCAUGACUCACGAAAGAACGUACAUCAUCAGGGCAAUGAGAGGGAUUCGAUGAAUUCAGCAAGUACAGACAACUCGAAGAACGAUGAUCAAUCUGAUGAUAAUGGAUCAUUUGAGAAUCUUGAAUCAGAGAAUUUUCAGGAUGAUGCGACUGUGUUUUUCACCAUGAACAAAGACUAUGUUGGAAGGCCAAGACGCAAGCCUGGUCACAAGGUUUUACCCUGAUU